Diachasmimorpha longicaudata is the source of this 713-nucleotide messenger RNA. Its product is annotated as cytochrome c oxidase subunit 3-like. Gene Ontology annotation, molecular function: cytochrome-c oxidase activity. The annotation marks the transcript as partial. The transcript has a single exon. Gene Ontology annotation, biological process: mitochondrial electron transport, cytochrome c to oxygen. The record is from RefSeq and is a predicted model, not a curated record. Lineage: Eukaryota; Metazoa; Arthropoda; Insecta; Hymenoptera; Braconidae. Gene Ontology annotation, cellular component: mitochondrion; membrane.
UUUAUAAUUGGUGUUGUAAAAUGAUUUAAUGAAUUUAAUAAUAAUUUAUUAUUAAUUGGUAGUUUAAGAUUAUUAUUUAUUUUAAUUCAAUGGUGACGUGAUGUAAUUCGUGAAAGAACUUUACAAGGUAAUCAUACUUUAAAGGUUUUAAAAAGAAUUCAAAUUGGUAUAAUUUUGUUUAUUUUAUCUGAAGUUAUAUUUUUUACAUCUUUUUUUUGGAGAUAUUUUCAUAUAUUUUUAUCUCCUAGUAUUGAAUUAGGUAAUAAUUGACCUCCUAAAGAAAUUUUAGUUUUUAAUCCUUAUAAUAUUCCUUUAUUAAAUACUUUAAUUUUAUUAAGGUCUGGGGCAAGAAUUACUUGAUGUCAUAAUUUAAUUUAUCAAGGGUUUGAUUGAAAAGGGUGUCAAGAAUCAAUUAAUUUGACUAUUUUAUUAGGGGGGUUAUUUAUUAUAUUUCAAUAUAAAGAAUAUUCUGAAUCAUUUUUUUCUAUUUCUGAUUCAAUCUAUGGUUCUGUUUUUUUUAUAAUAACUGGUUUUCAUGGGUUACAUGUAAUUAUUGGUGUUUUAUUUAUUAUUAUUUCUAUAAAUCGAUUAUUAAAUUUUCAUUAUUCAAAUUUUCAUCAUUUUGGGUUUGAGGCGGCUUCUUGAUAUUGACAUUUUGUAGAUUUAGUAUGAUUAUUUUUAUAUUUAUUUAUUUAUUGAUUAUCAUUUUAAUA